GGGAGAGGAGGUACGCCAGCCUGCAUGGCCUACACACUGGGCUCGGGGCCUGACGCUGGCCCUGUCGCUGGUCCUCAGCGAUGCGUUACCAAGGUGGAGCUCUCUGUGUGCUGUACAAACCUGCUGGAUCGUGACGUCGCCUCCAAGUCUGACCCAUUCUGCGUCCUAUUCCAAGAGGUCGAUGGAAACUGGGUGGAGCUGAGCCGAACAGAGACCGCUGUGAACAACCUGAACCCAGUGUUUGGAGUCAAGUUCCAGGUGGACUAUCACUUCGAAGAGGUCCAGAAGCUUAAGUUUGCCAUGUUCGAUGAGGACAAGUGUAGCAGCCAGCUGUAUGAGCAUGACUUUCUGGGAGAGUUUGUCUGCACGCUAGGAGUGAUUGUGUCCAAUAAAAAGCUUUCUCGCACUCUUACCUUGGGCAAUGGCAAGCCAGCAGGGAAGGGAGCCAUCACAAUAACAGCCCAAGAGCUAUCCGACAACAGAAUAAUCACCCUAUCCAUGUGUGGAAGAAAGCUGGAUAAAAAAGACUUUUUCGGUAAAUCAGAUCCUUACUUGGAGUUUCACAAACAAGGAGAAGAUGGGAAAUGGAUGCUGGUUCACAGAACAGAGGUAAUUAAAAACACUCUGGAUCCUGUAUGGAAGCCUUUCACAGUUCCACUCAUCUCUCUGUGCAAUGGUGAUGUGGACAGAAACAUUAAGGUGAUAUGCUACGAUUAUGACAAUGAUGGGGGUCAUGACUUCAUAGGAGAAUUUCUGACCACAGUUACCAAGUUGAGUGAAGCACAGAACUCAGUAGAGGUGGAGUUUGACUGCAUUAAUCCUAAAAAACAAAAGAAGAAAAAGAACUACACUAACUCUGGGGUCAUCAUUUUGAGGUCAUGCAAGAUUACAAGGGAUUACUCAUUCUUGGACUACAUCCUGGGUGGCCUUCAGCUCAUGUUUACUGUUGGCAUUGACUUCACAGCUUCCAAUGGGAACCCUAGGGAGCAGUCGUCCCUCCACUACAUCAACCCGAUGGGCACCAAUGAGUAUCUCUCUGCCAUCUGGGCUGUGGGACAGAUUAUCCAGGACUAUGACACAGACAAAAGAUUUCCAGCGCUUGGCUUCGGGGCUCAGCUCCCACCAGACUGGAAGGUGUCCCAUGAAUUUGCUAUCAACUUUGACCCUACCAACCCAUUUUGUGCAGGCGUUGAGGGCAUCGUUAAAGCAUACUCCACAUGCUUACCUCACAUCCGCUUUUAUGGCCCAACCAACUUUGCCCCGAUCAUCAACCAUGUGGCACGCUUCGCCUCACAGGCACUGCAGCAGGACACAGCAGCACAAUACUUCACGUUGCUGAUAAUUACUGACGGUGUGAUCAGCGACAUGGAUGAGACCCGCCACGCUAUCGUGCAAGCUGCCAAACUGCCCAUGUCCAUUAUUAUAAUUGGCGUGGGCAACGCUGACUUUGCAGCGAUGGAGUUUCUGGAUGGAGACAGCAGCGUACUGCGGUCCUACACGGGAGAGGAGGCUGUCCGGGACAUAGUGCAGUUUGUACCGUUCAGGGACUUCCGCAACGCGCCGAAAGAAACUUUAGCCAAAUCAGUUCUGGCCGAGCUGCCUCAACAGGUCACCCAGUACUUCAAACAGAGGAACCUGUCGCCUAGAAACACGGUGCCUGAGUGAAAGAUUGAGGCUGGGAGUUCACACUGCAUGUUGCCAAAAUUUACUGUUUACAAAAAGAUUCCUUAACAAGUCUGAAGGACA
Messenger RNA from Trichomycterus rosablanca, 1746 nucleotides. It is a transcript of the gene cpne2, whose product is annotated as copine II. The record is from RefSeq and is a predicted model, not a curated record. Gene Ontology annotation, biological process: cellular response to calcium ion. The transcript is spliced from 15 exons. Gene Ontology annotation, molecular function: calcium-dependent phospholipid binding. Bases 25 to 1665 code for a protein of 546 amino acids. NCBI's taxonomy places the organism in Eukaryota, Metazoa, Chordata, Actinopteri, Siluriformes, Trichomycteridae. Gene Ontology annotation, cellular component: plasma membrane.